AUGCUCGUCGCUAACAAGAAGAAAAGCUUUCUGAUGAAAUUGCUCAAAUUCGUUGGCAGAGGAAAUCAAGUCCAAUCAUCAAAAUCAUGCCUUGCCCAGAUCUACGAGCAACGAAAGAAGCAGAGACAACGAUCGUCCAUCAACUCGCAAUUCUCACACAUCGAGCCAAUGCCGACGAUUCUCGAAGAAGACGAAUUUUCGGUGGCCGCCGAGUGCCGUUGA
Molecule: messenger RNA, 222 nt
Organism: Caenorhabditis remanei
Lineage: Eukaryota; Metazoa; Nematoda; Chromadorea; Rhabditida; Rhabditidae
Exons: 3
Coding region: 1-222 (73 amino acids)
Source: RefSeq, a predicted model, not a curated record